AAGAGGACAGUAAGAUCCUUUUAACUUUUUUUGGAUUUCCAACAAACUCAGUUUUACGAGAAAAGUGGAUAGAAGCCCUUAUUAGUUCUGGUCAUAGUCAAGAACAUAUAGCAAGAAUUUCAAAAUGUAGCCGAAUAUGUAGCCUACAUUUUUCUAAAGAUUGCAUUGAAACUAUUGGUUUUUCAUGUGGUCGAUUGAAACCAAACUCUGUGCCAACAAUAUUUCCAAAUGCACCAGAAGAAAAUAAAACUGAAAUUAAGAAUGCUGGAUCAUCAAAUAUAUCACCUGUGGAAAUAAAAACUUUUAAGUAUAAAACUGAGAUUUGUCAAACUCCUUCCAAAAAACACACAUCUGUCGAAACAAAGUCUGUUGCUGAAUAUGAAGAUAAAGUUCAAACUCCUAAAAAGCAAACAUCUAUGAAAACAGAAACUAUUGAUCAGUGUGAAGAUGAGAUUUGUCAAACUCCUCCCAAAAAACACACAUCUGUCGAAACAAAGUCUGUUGUUGAAUAUGAAGAUAAAGUUCAAACUCCUAAAAAGCAAACAUCUAUGAAAACAGAAACUAUUGAUCAGUAUGAAGAUGAAAUUUGUCAAACUCCUUCUAAAGAACAAUCAUCCAUGGAAAUAGAAACUGUUGUUCAGAAUGAAGAUGAGAUUUAUCAUAUAUCUUCUAAAAAGCAAACAUCUAUGGAAAUAGAAACUGUUGCUGAGCAUAAAAAUAAGGUUUCUCAAGCUACUAAAAAGCAAACAUCUAUGGAAAUGAAAACUGUUCAGAGUGAAGAUGAGAUUUAUCAAGGUGUUUCUAAAAAGCGAAUUUAUUAUGCAGGUGAUAUUAAUCUUAGAAACGUUGAAAACAUGACACCAAAAAUGUUAGUAAAAUCACUGAAUAUAUUGAAGAAGUCCUGUGAAAAGAAAGACAAGAUAAUUAAUCGAUUGAGAGCACAGCACUGUUGUCAAAAGAAGAAGAUUGAGAGUUUAGAGGCUUUAUUGUCGAAAUUUCGUGAAAAGAAUAUCCGUUCUCAGAUUUCAUAGACAUUUGUACAAGUAAAAAGAAAAGUGGAAACACAAAAUUUUUCUACUCUAUGUGAUAAUCUGGAAAAGUUUAUUAUGUAAAGCAGAGCCUUCCAACUGAUUAUGCAUAAAAAUCUUAUAGCGUAAACCGUACGCCAUGCGUGAGUUGGAAGAGUCUGAUAUAAAGAAAUAUUUGACAAGUCGUUGCAUUUUAAAAACGUAUUUCAUAACAUCUGCUAAUGCUGUAUCUAUUGUACACAUAUCUCAUAAAUAUUAAAUGUAUUUUAUGCUAAUGAUAAUAAAAUUAAGUAUGCUAAAGUUA
This is a messenger RNA of Pseudomyrmex gracilis, 1332 nucleotides long. RefSeq lists its product as uncharacterized. Lineage: Eukaryota; Metazoa; Arthropoda; Insecta; Hymenoptera; Formicidae. The record is from RefSeq and is a predicted model, not a curated record. The coding region runs from base 417 to 1031 and encodes 204 amino acids. The transcript has 3 exons.